GUGGGACACUGAGAAUUUAUGCAGACAGUUUAAAACCAAAUAUACCGUACAAGACAAUCCUGCUGUCUACUACAGAUACUGCAGACUUUGCAGUUAUUGAAGCACUGGAAAAAUAUGGUUUGGAGAAAGAAAAUCCCAAGGAUUAUUGUAUUGCUCGUGUCAUGCUGCCUCCUGGUGCUCAGCACUCUGAUGAUAAAGGUGCUAAAGAAAAUAUUCUCGAUGAUGAUGAGUGUCCACUGCAGAUAUUCAGGGAGUGGCCUAGUGAUAAAGGAAUACUAGUCUUUCAGUUGAAAAGGCGGCCUCCUGAUUAUAUCCCAAAGAAAUCCAAGAAAUUAACAGAUGGAAAGCCAUUAAAGGGGAAGGAGAGAGUUGACGGGUCUGGUUAUGGCUCUUGCCUUCCUCCUGAGAAACUACCAUACCUGGUAGAGUUAAGCCCAGGGAGAAGGAAUCACUUUGCCUACUACAACUAUCACGCAUACGAAGAUGGUUCUGACUCCAGAGAUAAGCCAAAGCUCUAUCGUCUACAAUUAAGUGUCACUGAAGUUGGAACUGAAAAAUUUGAUGAAAAUUCCAUUCAGUUGUUUGGUCCAGGAAUUCAGCCUCAUCAUUGUGACCUCACUAACAUGGAUGGAGUUGUUACUGUAACCCCAAGAAGCAUUGAUGCUGAAACGUACGUGGAAGGUCAGCGGAUUUCAGAAACCACCAUGCUGCAGAGUGGAAUGAAGGUUCAGUUUGGGUCAUCUCAUGUGUUUAAGUUUGUGGAUCCCACUCAGGACCAUACUAUUCCUAAAAGACCUGUUGAUGCAAGUCUUAUGGUCAAAGGUCCAAGACACAAAACUGGAGCUGUUCAGGAAACCACAUUUGAUCUGGAGGGAGAUGUUCACAGUGGAACAGCAUUACCAGCAAGCAAGAGCACCAGCAGGCUGGAUGGUGACAGGACUUCAUCAGCAUCCAGCACAGCCGAACGAGGAAUGGUGAAGCCGAUGAUUAGACUAGAACAGCAGCAAGAUUACCGCAGGCAAGAAAGCAGAUCUCAGGAUACCCAUGGACCAGAACUGAUACUGCCUGCCAGUAUUGAAUUCAGGGAAAGCUCUGAAGAUGCCUUCUUAUCAGCCAUUAUCAAUUACACAAACAGCUCGACAGUUCAUUUCAAGCUGUCCCCCACAUACGUGCUGUAUAUGACAUGUCGGUAUGUAUUGUCAAGCCAGUACAGACCUGACAUCACUCCUACUGAGCGUACUCACAAAGUCAUUGCAAUAGUCAACAAGAUGGUGAACAUGAUGGAAGGAGUUAUACAGGAGGUAGACCAGGUUGAUCAGAAACAGAAGAAUAUUGCCGGGGCACUUGCCUUUUGGAUGGCAAACGCAUCUGAGUUACUGAAUUUCAUAAAGCAAGACAGAGAUCUUAGCCGAAUUACUGUGGAUGCACAAGAUGUUCUGGCACACUUGGUUCAAAUGGCAUUCAAGUACCUGGUUCAUUGUCUGCAAUCAGAGCUUAAUAACUACAUGCCAGCAUUCCUUGAUGAUCCAGAGGAAAAUAAUCCUCAGAGGCCUAAAAUAGAUGAUGUGCUGCACACGUUGACUGGAGCUAUGUCCCUGUUGCGACGAUGUAGAGUGAAUGCUGCUCUGACUAUACAGCUCUUCUCCCAGCUGUUUCACUUUAUCAACAUGUGGCUUUUUAACAGAUUAGUUACGGCCCCAGAUUCAGGUUUAUGUUCACAUUAUUGGGGAGCUAUUGUUCGUCAGCAGUUGGGCCACAUUGAAGCCUGGGCAGAAAAACAGGGUUUGGAAUUGGCUGCUGAUUGCCACCUGAGCAGAAUAGUGCAGGCAACCACAUUGCUUACCAUGGAAAAAUAUUCACAUGCAGAUGUUCCAAAUAUUAACAGUACUUGCUUUAAGCUGAAUUCUCUGCAGCUACAAGCUUUGUUGCAGAAUUAUCACUGUGCUCCAGAUGAACCCCUCAUCCCAACAGAAUUGAUAGAGAAUGUAGUAACUGUUGCAGAAAAUACGGCUGAUGAACUUGCUCGCAGUGAUGGCCGAGAGGUCCAACUGGAGGAGGAUCCUGACUUACAGCUACCUUUUCUUUUACCAGAAGAUGGCUAUUCCUGUGAUGUUGUCAGAAAUGUUCCAAGUGGUUUACAAGAAUUUUUAGAUCCUCUCUGUCAGAGGGGUUUUUGUAGAUUAACACCUCAUCCACGGUCACCAGGCACAUGGACAAUAUACUUUGAGGGUGCGGACUAUGAAAGUCACCUGUCACAUGAGAAUGCUGAACUAGCUCAGCCAUUGAGGAAAGAACCUGAAAUUAUCACUGUAACACUAAAAAAACAAAAUGGAAUGGGCCUGAGUAUUGUUGCUGCCAAGGGUGCUGGUCAGGACAAACUUGGAAUAUACGUCAAGUCUGUUGUGAAAGGAGGUGCUGCAGAUGUGGAUGGUCGUCUGGCUGCAGGGGAUCAGCUGCUCAGUGUGGAUGGACGAAGUCUGGUGGGCCUGUCCCAGGAAAGGGCAGCAGAACUUAUGACGAGGACAGGUUCUGUAGUAACACUAGAAGUAGCAAAACAAGGAGCAAUUUACCAUGGUCUGGCAACCCUGCUUAAUCAGCCAUCCCCAAUGAUGCAAAGAGUUUCUGACCGCCGUGGCUCAGGUAAACCCCGGCCCAAGAGUGAAGGUUUUGAGCUGUACAACAACUCCACUCAAAACGGGUCACCUGAGAGCCCUCAGCUGCCAUGGACAGAGUACAGCGAGCCAAAGAAGCUGCCAGGGGAUGACAGGUUAAUGAAGAACAGAGCCGAUCACCGCUCCAGUCCCAACGUGGCCAAUCAGCCUCCAAGCCCCGGGGGAAAGAAUGCUUAUGCAUCUGGAACCACCACCAAAAUAACCUCAGUCUCUACUGGAAAUCUUUGUACAGAGGAACAGACUCUGCCCCCACGACCUGAAGCUUAUCCCAUCCCAACACAGACCUAUACUAGAGAAUAUUUCACAUUUCCAGCUUCAAAAUCCCAGGAUCGAAUGGGUCCAGCUCAGAGUCAGUGGCCAAAUUAUGAAGAAAAACCACAGAUCCAGGCAGAAAGUAAUCAUUCCAUCAAUAGUACAAUGCAGCGUGUGGCUCGUUCCCAGGAAGAACUCAGAGACAAAGUUUUCCAGCCAGAGAGGAAUCGUUUGGAAGUUGUAAUUCGGAAGGAUGUAGAGUACAUCGAUCGGAAAUCAGACACUGAUCAGUGGAUGAAUUCUUCUGUGGAUUCGAGCACAUCUAGCCAAGAACACCUAAACCAUGCAUCCAAACCUGUCUCGCCUGGUUCUUGUUUAAGUAAAAGCGGUCCUGGCCGUUGGAAAACUCCUGCUACUAGCCAGCCAACUCCAGUGGCAAUUUCCCAGCCCAUCAGAACAGAUCUUCCCCCUCCGCCGCCACCUCCUCCGGUGCAUUAUGCAGCUGAAUUUGAUGAACUGCAAAUGGAUUUGCCUCUGCCUCCCCCUCCGCCUCCAAAUCAGAUAGGAGCACAAGCAUCUUCCCAAGUGGCUGCUGCUGAGCGUAAGAAAAGAGAAGAGCAUCAGCGAUGGUAUGAGAAGGAAAAGGCACGUUUGGAAGAGGAAAGAGAAAGGAAACGUCGUGAGCAGGAGAGAAAACUGGGCCAAAUGCGUUCUCAGCCACUAAUUCCUGCUCAGCCUGUGGUUCCCCCCGUUUCCCUUCAACAAGUGAAAUCAGAAAAAACUUCAACUUUGCAGAGGUCUCAAGAAACGGUCAUUCGAGAGUUGCAGCCCCAGCAGCAGCCUCGGACUAUUGAGCGGAGAGAUCUCCAGUACAUCACUAUCAGCAAGGAAGAGCUGUCCUCUAGUGACAGCCUCUCUCCAGAUCCCUGGAAGCGGGACGCGAAGGAGAAACUGGAGAAGCAGCAACAGAUGCACAUUGUGGACAUGCUGAGUAAAGAGAUUCAGGAACUUCAGAACAAGCCUGAUCGUACGGCAGAAGAAAACGACCGCCUCCGCAAGCUCAUGCUGGAGUGGCAGUUCCAAAAGCGACUUCAGGAAUCAAAGCAAAAGGAUGAAGAUGAUGAUGAAGAGGAGGAUGAUGAUGUGGAUACUAUGCUCAUCAUGCAGCGACUGGAGGCAGAAAGAAGAGCAAGGUUGCAGGAUGAAGAGCGCAGACGGCAGCAGCAGCUGGAGGAGAUGCGCAAGCGGGAAGCAGAAGACAGGGCCAGGCAGGAGGAAGAGNGGCGACAGCAAGAGGAGGAGCGGACCCGAAGAGAGGCUGAAGAAAAGAGGCGGCAGGAGGAGGAGUACUACAGUCGCCUGGAGGCCGAAAGGCGCAGGCAGCACGACGAAGCGGAGCGGAGAUUGCUGGAGCCUGACGAGCCUGGUCUGUACAGACCUCCGCUUCCACGGGAAUAUGAACUCCCAUCCCCAACCCCUUCAUCUAACGCUCCUCCUCCCCCACCUCAGCGAAACACCUCUUACCUCAAAACACAGGUCCUCUCCCCUGACACGAUUUAUACUGCCAAGUUUGUUGCAUACAAUGAUGAUGAUGAGGAGGAGGAGGAUUCCAAUCUAGCAGGAAUAAAUUCAUACACUGGAUCUGCAGGAGCAGCUGUUGGAGCCCAUGAAGUUUAUCGGGAUCCAAGAGAGAAAAGAUCUAAAAGUCAAGAUACAGAUUUACCUGGAGCACCAGAAAACUUGACGUUCAGGGAACGCCAGCGACUUUUUUCACAGGGUCAGGAUGUAUCCAAUAAAGUAAAAGCUUCUAGGAAAUUAAUGGAACUGGAAAAUGAGUUGAACACAAAAUAAGAUUAAAGCACCUUAUCAGAUGUAACUGAAGAUCUCUAAAUUGAGGGAUUGAGAUGGGCGGGGCACUACUAAUGAACAGAAAAUGAAUGUUUUCUGAAAGGAGUGACUUUGAUUCCUCUAUAUCUAAGACUGUUAAUUAAGAUUUAGAGAUGUUGCAAUAGCAAGAAAACUGAUUACUUUGCCAGGAGCUUGUGGUCUAUACAAUGAAAGCACUGUAAAAUUUUAAAGAUAUGAAUCAUGUGAAGGUAACUUUCUUUUCCUUUCUGUUUUGGGGGUUAAGUUCUUGUGCACCAGACCAAGUAGCACUUGUCAAAGAUAAGUUCUGUUUCCUGGUGUUUUACAGACACACUUUUGUUUUAGCUGCUGAGCAGAGAGAGUGAGAAUAGCUUGAACUGCCUAAACUAAACUGUGCACUAGAAGUUAGUAUUUUAGGUUAAUAAGAAGCCAAUAUCUGGGCCACCUUAAAUAAGACUUCAUAUGCAAGUUUGACAUACUGUAUGGUGUUCAUAGAAUGAUCAGCGUAUCAAUACAGAUCUUACCAUUGCUUAGUACUGGAAUAACACACAUCCUGUAGGUAGAGCCUUGGAAUAAAACCAUUUCUAGUCCUACGUAUUUGUUUGGUCUAAAAUGGUUGCCUAAGAAUUCAUCUGUAGUUACAGAAAGUGUAUGUUGAUGCAUCCCCACUGUAUGUGCUUCAGACUUUCAGAA
Messenger RNA from Merops nubicus (carmine bee-eater), 5483 nucleotides. It is a transcript of the gene AFDN, whose product is annotated as myeloid/lymphoid or mixed-lineage leukemia (trithorax homolog, Drosophila); translocated to, 4. The transcript is spliced from 30 exons. Gene Ontology annotation, molecular function: cell adhesion molecule binding. Lineage: Eukaryota; Metazoa; Chordata; Aves; Coraciiformes; Meropidae. Gene Ontology annotation, cellular component: adherens junction. The record is from RefSeq and is a predicted model, not a curated record. Gene Ontology annotation, biological process: signal transduction; regulation of protein localization. The annotation marks the transcript as partial.